AUGGCUAUUGUUAGCGCGACCUCGACAAUUCAGUCGGGAGCGCAACAAAGUUCUUGUCAAGAUGCCCCGACCUCAUGUACGCCUUGUAAUAAGGAAAACGUAGGUUGGAGGAGAAUUGUCAGGAACUUCACACCCUCAUGGUUUGCGGUUACAAUGGGAACGGGGAUAGUCUCAGUUCUCCUUCACAACCUGCCUUACAACGCAACAUGGAUCUCACAUGGUCUUGCCGGUGCCUUUUUCGUGCUCAACAUCGCUCUGUUUACCGUAUUCACCGUCAUCACAGUGCUGCGGUACGCAUUGUACCCCGAGAUCUGGAAGGCCAUGGUUGUACACCCUGCCCAGUCCAUGUUUCUUGGCUGUUUCCCUAUGGGGUUUGCCACCAUAAUCAACAUGAUGAUAUUCGUGUGUGCACCUGCCUGGGGCCAGUGGGUGGUGAAUUGGGCAUGGGCAUUUUGGUGGCUUGAUGCCGCUCUGUCAAUGGCAACAUGCAUUUCGGUGCCAUUCGUCAUGAUUCAUCAACACCGUCCGGGACUUCAGGCAGUAACAGCCGCAAGUCUUCUCCCAAUCGUCCCAGUCGUAGUCGCAUCUUCAACUGGCGGCAUCGUCGCCGAGGCCCUCUCAAACCCAUCUCACGCCUUCACAACCCUGAUCGCAUCCUACGUUCUCUGGGGUAUCGGCAUCUGCUUCUCGGGCAUGGUCCUCGCGCUCUACUUCCACCGCCUGACGAUCCACAGCCUCCCGCCCAAAGAGGCCAUCGUCUCCGUGUUCCUGCCCAUCGGACCCCUGGGGCAGGGCGGCUUCGGCAUCCAGCAGCUCGGAAAGGUGUCCCUGAAGCUCUUCCCCCAGACUGCGGCUCUGACGGUGGCGGCUCCGGAGGCGGUGCACGGCGGAGAGAUUCUCUACUUUAUCGGACUCUUCCUGGCGCUCGUCAUGUGGGGCUUCGCCCUCGUCUGGUUGUCGUUUGCUCUUAUCAGCCUUGCUACAAUGGAGAAGAUUCCUUUCAACAUGGGUUGGUGGGGGUUUACGUUCCCGCUGGGCGUGUUGGCGACCUGCACCGGCAUGCUGGCCCAGGACUUGGACAGCCCCUUUUUCAGGGUCAUGACCAUGGUUUGUCUCCCUCUCGUGCCUGUCGAUGAUUAUCCGUCCGGUUUUGCUGAUCUCUCCUGGCAGAUCUUCUCGCUCUCUGUAUGCUUCCUCUGGCUGCUGGUUGCGACAAGCAAGCGCAGGCAGGAUCGGAUAGAAGAGUUUGAACAACUGAAUCGACAUGAAAAACCAAAAUCAACAGCGACUCAGUCUCAUGCUGAGCAAAUGGUUGCCUCCAUGGGCACAACUGGGUCUAUUCCCUGUACACCAGUCAAGCUCCCGUGCGGUCUCUUGACCAAUGCCCUCCAGCCGGCCGAGGUGCCAUUCAAUGCCAAUGGUCAGCAACUGGGGAACCCCAAAGACGCUAAUGGCGGGGUCGAUGAGCCCAUUUCGCACACCCCGCCACUGCUCAUGUGCAACUUGAAAGAAAUCACAACCUCAAGGCGCGUUCCUCCAAAAACACCAAUGGCUUCCACUCUUCAGCCCGUAGGCUUCAAGGCCAUGUUGAACGGUGAGUUGGCUCUUCUUGCCUUUGACAUCCACGAUGUUUGGCAGCAAGUUCGCAUACCUGUGAUCUUGUUCACGGCCUUUGGACUCUUGAUUCUGCGCUUCUACCUCCAUUCUAUCGAAGAGAAGAGCGAAUUGAAGGCCCUGCCCAAGGCCUACAAUAGAGAGAAGCCCGAGACGAAGCCUGUGGAGGAGACGAAGAAGAAGGAUGUCAAACCAAGCCCCCCGAGCCCUAUUGUCGAGUCGAAAGCGCCAAAGUCGAACGGACCCAAAAGGAUAAAAGGCGGAAUCGUCAAGCGAACUUCUUCUAACGACGCAAAGGGAGAGGCUCUGGUCCGCAAGGUCAGGCCUCUGGUCUUCUUUUCAAGCAUCACCGCAAACACGCCCAAGAUCGCAAAGGGGUAUGCAGAGGGUCUGGAGAAGGAGCUGCAAAAGGUCGCUGCGGAGACCGACUGCUCGUUCAUGGCUCCUGAGGUGCUGGAUCUUGCCGAGGUCGACUUUGACGACUAUUUCAUCACCCCGCCCAAGUCGGAAGAGGACCCCGCAGAUCUCUUUUACCUGUUCCUCCUGCCAAGCUACAACAUCGACACCAUCAACGACACCUUCUUGGAGCACCUUCAGGAGACCCACCAUGACUUCCGUAUCGACACCGCGCCGUUGUCCUCGCUGCUCGGAUACUCCGUCUUUGGCUUUGGUGAUAGGGAGGGCUGGCCGACGGAAGAGGAUGGAUUCUGUUUCCAGGCCAAGCAGGUCGAUAAGUGGAUGGCGAAGCUGACGGCCCGGAAGAGAGCCUUCCCUGUCGGAAUGGGCGACACGAAGAGAGACUACACUGAACGCUUGUCUGAAUGGUCCGAGGGCGUCGUCGAUGUUCUCGGCAUGCUGGCUAAGACUGGCAGCCUGGGAGAAGGACUCCCAGGAAGCGGUGCCCCUGAGGAAAGUGACGAUGAGUCUGCAGCUGAAGACGACGACGAGGUGUUGAUCGAGGACUCCGAAGUGAAGCCCGAGAAGCUCAAGAGCCGCAAGAACAUUGAUGACGUCGAAGACCUAGGGCGCAUCAUGAAGAGCUCCAACCCCGACGCAGCCACAAACGGCCGCGCAGCUAAAUCGGCAACGGCAACGGCUGGAGCAGCGGCGCCUAUAGCCGUGGACUUUACAACAUACGGCAAGACGGUCGCGAAGAAGACCCCUCUUAACGCCGCCAAGGAGAUGGUCCCCAAGAAUUCGCCCACGUACGCCUCGCUCACGAAGCAGGGCUACUCCAUCGUCGGCUCGCACUCGGGCGUCAAGAUCUGCCGUUGGACGAAAUCAGCCCUCCGCGGCCGCGGCUCCUGCUACAAGUACUCCUUUUACGGCAUCAACUCCCACCAGUGUAUGGAGACGACCCCGUCGCUCUCGUGCUCCAACAAGUGCGUCUUCUGCUGGCGCCACGGCACCAACCCCGUCGGCACGACCUGGCGCUGGGUCGUCGACCCGCCCGAGCUCAUCUUUGAUGGCGUCAAGGCGAACCACUACAACAAGAUCAAGAUGCUCCGCGGCGUACCCGGUGUCCGCGCCGAGCGCUUCGCCGAGGCCAUGCGCAUCCGGCACUGCGCCCUCUCCCUCGUCGGCGAGCCCAUCUUCUACCCUUACAUCAACGAGUUCCUCGGUAUGCUCCACGCCGAGCGCAUCUCCUCCUUCUUGGUCUGCAAUGCCCAGCACCCGGACCAGCUCGCCGCCCUAAAGGCUGUGACGCAGCUGUACGUCUCCAUCGACGCGUCCAACAAGGAGUCCCUCCGAAAGAUCGACCGCCCCCUGCACCGAGACUUCUGGGAGCGCUUCCAGCGGUGUCUCGACAUCCUCAGAGAGAAGCGCUUCAAGCACCGCACCGUCUUCCGCCUGACCCUGGUCAAGGGCUUCAACGUCGACGACGAGGUCGAGGGCUACGCGCAGCUUGUGGAGAAGGGCCUCCCUUGCUUCGUCGAGAUCAAGGGCGUCACCUAUUGCGGCACCUCGACAGCGUCCAACGCCGGCCUGAGCAUGUCCAACGUCCCCUUUUACUGGGAAGUCCAAGAGUUCGUGACGGCGCUGGAGAAGAGGCUCAACGAAAAGGGGCUCAAGUACGGCAUCGCCGCAGAGCACGCCCACAGCUGCUGCGUCCUGCUCGCGAGCGAUCGGUUCUACAAAGAUGGCAAGUGGCACCCGCGCAUCGACUACCAGCGCUUCUUUGAGCUGCUAGAGGAGCGGGGCGCCGACGGAGACUGGAAGCCCGAGGAUUACAUGGGCGAGGCGACGCCCGAGUGGGCCACCUGGGGCAAAGGCGGUUUCGACCCCAGAGAUGACAGAGUCGACAGGAAGGGCAGGAAAAUCGAGGCCUAG
This is a messenger RNA of Colletotrichum lupini, 3945 nucleotides long. Its product is annotated as wyosine base formation. NCBI's taxonomy places the organism in Eukaryota, Fungi, Ascomycota, Sordariomycetes, Glomerellales, Glomerellaceae. Gene Ontology annotation, molecular function: FMN binding; catalytic activity; 4 iron, 4 sulfur cluster binding. Gene Ontology annotation, cellular component: membrane. The coding region runs from base 1 to 3945 and encodes 1314 amino acids. The transcript is spliced from 9 exons. Gene Ontology annotation, biological process: wybutosine biosynthetic process; transmembrane transport. The record is from RefSeq and is a predicted model, not a curated record.